CCGCUGCACACUAGCAUCCUAGGGCUUACUAGGGCUUCCUCUGUAGCCCUCAACUUCACUCACAAUCUGAAAGCACCCAGCCAGGUUCAAAGCUCUUGCUGAUCAAAUCCCUUGACUGGUGGAUUGACAAGGAUGUAAAAUUGUUUCUGCUGUUGGCCAGACAUUCUGGACCAGGCCACAGCAGGUCAGACAGCAUGGCGACUCAUACUUAGCCUGCCAACGCCCCUGGCCGUGCUUUGCUUCAUGGCACUUCGUCCACCUGUCGAAAAUGAAUGUCGCCCAAAGGUCAGCACUCCCAAAAGAUAUCUCCAAAACGCGACAUGCGGCAAUCUUUGGCGUGGGCAUCGGAUUCAUCGUGUUUGACUCCAUCGUCGUCGCGCUGCGCAUUUAUGCCCGCGCUUUCAUGCUGCGCGCCCUGGGAGCGGACGAUAUUCUGAUGAUAAUCGGGGCGAUACUCAACUUCGGAUUAUCCAUCACAAUCAUGACCGGCUCGCGGUAUGGGAUCGGAAAACAUGCGCUUGCCAUAACGGAAAGCGACACCGUGCCUAUGCUAAAGAUAAGCCCUGAAUGCAUAUGGGUGACACGCCUCUUCUACACGCUUUCCAUGGCGCUGGUCAAGAUGUCCUUACUGUGGUCAUACCUGCGUCUGGAUCCCCGGAGAUUCAUGCGCUGGGCUGUCUUCUUCGUUAUGUUCCUCAACAUCGGUCUUUCCCUCGCAAGCUUCAUCGGGUCACUCGCCAGCUGCAGACCUCCAUCCUUGUUCUGGACGAGCCCAACAGGAGAUAGCCGCUGCAUGUCCCUAGGCGCACAGCAACUAUUCUACGAAGUUAACGGGGUCUUGAUUAUUGUGACAGACAUCUUGAUCUACCUCUUCCCGGUUCCAAUGCUCUACGGCUUACAAGUGACCUGGCGUAAGAAGGGGGCCAUCCUGGCGAUCUUCGGGCUGGGGAUUCUGUCCAUUGCUGCGGCCUGUGUUCGCUACAAUUUCGUGAGGAGACUUGCUUCCGCCAAAGAGGAGUAUUACCUCCUUCUGGCUGACUCUCUCAAUUGGUGCACAAUUGAGGCUUACGUCGCCAUUUUUUGCGGCUGCGCCCCUUCACUCUCUGUUCUGAUCAAGGCGUACGCCCCAUCAAUCUUCGGCUCCGGCACGGCCAGAAUUUCCCACAGCGCGCAAUUUCCCGGCGUGAGUGAUUUGCAGCAACGCAGCGCUCGGAAAGCCAAUCGAAGUCGGGGUCUGGCCGGUACGACGCUGGGGAGCCAGGAUGCCAUCGUUACUGGCAGCGCCCCUGAUCAACUGGAUCAGGACGGGAUCGUGAUGAAGACAAUUAUACAGACGUAUGUUACCACGCGGGAAUCGACAGAGGAGGAAAGCCAUCGGAGAGAGAAUUAUGAUCUUGCGAGGCGGACGUGAUGCUUCAUGCCACCGCAUGCCCCCCCUGGCUCAAAGAGCCAGAGUCAUCAACAACAGAGCGAACAACCGGAAACGUGGGCUAGGUAGCUCGCAUUGUGCUUACACUGGAGAUGCGGACGGAAUCAUCACCAACCCCAACCCGUGUGAUAAUCCCUUCGCAAAUGACUCUUGUAAGCAUCCACGCUCAGCCCUCCAAGACAUUUUUGGCGUAAGAAAGGCACAAAAUCGGCCUGGCAAGUGAGCCACUGUACAGUACUACAUGUCACAGCCCCCUCCCCCUCCCCUCAAUCUCCCCUCUGGCCGGGUCAGAAGCACAAACCACCGGCUCUAAUGAGCCCAUGACAUUCCUCUCGAUCUCUAUUGAUCCUCUUGCGCGGGGCUUGUAGAUUAGGUAUGGGUUGGUGGGGCGGUACCGGAGCGGUCCGCCGGCGGGUUCCUUGGUUGGUGGUUAAACAAAAAAAAGA
This is a messenger RNA of Aspergillus brunneoviolaceus CBS 621.78, 1875 nucleotides long. RefSeq lists its product as uncharacterized. Bases 269 to 1411 code for a protein of 380 amino acids. Lineage: Eukaryota; Fungi; Ascomycota; Eurotiomycetes; Eurotiales; Aspergillaceae. The transcript is spliced from 6 exons. The record is from RefSeq and is a predicted model, not a curated record.